AUGGAUGCCCUAAACGUCGUUUUCGGUUAUGGGCCUCGUUCGAACCUCGACCAGAUUUCUGCCAUCGGCUCCGAGCGCUACUUUCCAUUUGGCGCAGGCAAGGCAAUUGCAAAUGUUUUCCACGAUGGUCGUGCACUCAUCGCUUCCCGUGGCUUUGUCCACUCAGCGCGGCUCGGUACGGGCCGUCUGCUACUCAAUGUCAACGUCACCCAUGGGAUAUUCCGCCCUUCGGGCAAGGUCGUACUCGAUGCCUCCGCCACCAUCGACGUCCUCCUCACUAGCGGUAUCAUGACCAUGUCCAUCUGCGGUGGCACGGAGGCUGACUCAACCAUUUGA
Messenger RNA from Purpureocillium lilacinum, 336 nucleotides. NCBI's taxonomy places the organism in Eukaryota, Fungi, Ascomycota, Sordariomycetes, Hypocreales, Ophiocordycipitaceae. The record is from RefSeq and is a predicted model, not a curated record.